CUUCAGUCCACAUUGGAGAGUAUUCAUGAUCGAAACAUAACACAAUACAACUCGACGUGCAACACAUUUUCAUCACUUCAGGAUGAAACAAGAAUAUCAGGACCUUAUUCUGCAGGAGUGUGGUGCAAAGGCUCUGCGUGUUGGUGACAAAAUCCAGACGCUGUGGAGCGGCUAUGGCCAGAUUGUGAGGGUCCAUUUAGAUGGCUGUGACCGCCCCUCUGUCGUUGUCAAACAUGUCAUGUUCCCAAAGGAGGCCGAGCACCCUGGAGGCUGGAACACAGACCUGUCUCACAUGCGCAAGGUGAGGUCCUACCAAGUUGAGACGCACUGGUACCAGAACUUCUCCACCAAUGAUGGCUGUCGAAUGCCAGCCUGUCUGGCUGCUUGUUCAUACGGGGACGAACAGCUGAUCGUUCUGGAGGACCUGGAUGUGGUGGGCUUUGACCAGAGUAGAACCAGCGUUAGGGAUGCAGAGAUGAGGGCCUGCCUCAGCUGGCUGGCCCACUUCCAUGGCCUCUUCCUGGGGGUGGUGCCAGAGGGGCUGUGGCCCAUAGGUACCUAUUGGCACCUGGAAACACGCCCUGACGAGCUGAAUGCCAUGGACGACGCCCAGCUCAAAGCAACUGCCGGGGAGAUUGACAGGAUCCUCAAUGAAUGCCGCUUCAAGACCAUCGUUCACGGAGAUGCCAAACUAGCCAACUUCUGCUUCUCUGGGAGUGGGCAGGGUGUGGCGGCAGUGGACUUUCAGUACGUGGGCGGAGGCUGUGGGAUGAAGGAUGUUGUCUACCUCCUGGAGGAAAUAGAGGAGAAACAGCUUGAAAAGAGGGUUCCCGGCCUGCUGGACUACUACUUCACAGAACUGAGAGCAUCAGUGACCAAGCAGGUGGACUUUGCUGCUCUGGAGAAAGAGUGGAGGGAGAUGUUUGCCUUUGCCUGGACAGACUUCCAUCGCUUUCUCCUGGGAUGGAUGCCAGGACACCGGAAGAUCAACAGAUACACUAAGCAGCUGACUAAAGAGGUGCUGAGGAAACUGAAACGGUGACUUAAGCCUCUGCCAUUUAGGCUCAUCAAUCACCUGCUGAUUGGACUGGGUUGUAUUGAGGGAUGUAGAUCAGAAAAACUGAUUUGCUGUGUGUUGUUGGGAGGAGAGCAGAAGAUUGAUUUAUUAGGCAGACUUUGAGCCCAAUUAUUGGUAUACAAUCAAACAAUGCACUGAAAGUUUUCCUUACAAGCUAGAAUGUUUAAAAUUACAUUUAAACUUACUUUAGCGGUUGUCUGUGCGGCUGCUUCUUCAGCUGCUCAAAAUUUGAGACAAUAUUCACUGAAAGUUGUUAACCCGACUAUUUAGAGCACAGGCACUGAAGUAUACAUUUCUAUCACCCAUAUGCACAAAACCAUGUAAACACCCGUUAGUAUGCAUCACGUGUGUGUACUUUAAUCGGUUUAAUAAUACUUUCCUGUGGAUAUGUACAACAUCAAAAAAUGGCCAGUUGAUGGACCAACACCACGGACAAUCGGCAGUUCAAAUAUCAUUUUAGUCAAUAUUUGACAGACAAGGGACGUUUAGUUUUUUUUCUAUGUAAGUGUGUAUGACGUUGCCUACACAAUUUAAGGAAUUGCCACGUUUCGUGACUAAGCUGCAAUUUAAUAUCUGCAGAUAGACUAAUAAAGCACUUAAUUCCCA
Molecule: messenger RNA, 1684 nt
Organism: Salvelinus namaycush (lake trout)
Lineage: Eukaryota; Metazoa; Chordata; Actinopteri; Salmoniformes; Salmonidae
Gene: pkdc
Product: protein kinase-like domain containing
Exons: 2
Coding region: 83-1042 (319 amino acids)
Source: RefSeq, a predicted model, not a curated record